AUGGUGCAGUACAUUCACACGCCGUGGCGGGACCAGGCAGCACUAUUGGAGGUACGCGGGCAAUUCUACCCUGCCACCCAAAGCACGACGGACGACAUCACAGACCAGCAAGCCGCCGCCGAAGAACAACAGCGACACGCCGUGUCGCGCGUGGCCGUGUGGGUGCAGCGCGGCAGCUGUCCCCACAUGGUGGAAUCUACAAGCCUGUUGAUGGCGGCUUUGCUGGACGAUUUUCAGGAGGCCAGGACUCGGUCUAGUUCUGCCUCAUCUGCCGUGCGCCUAGCGUACUCAGCUGCCUUUAGUCGCUUCGUGACUGGACUUCUGGACAGCCACCAGGAUAAGCAACAGAAGCAGAGCAUGUACUCUGUAGCCAAAACUAUCGGGUUGCCAGCUACGUUUGUCGAGCUCAGGCAUCAAUGCACACACGAGCAGCUGCCCUCGCUCUUAAAACUCAGGUCCGCAGCCCACAAGUCGCUGGCAUGGAUCUGGGACUACUACUGGAAGCACCUGUCCGAGGAUCGGACCAAGGACAUAAAAGCUGUCAAGGCGGAAAUCGCUCAAACGAGUAGCAAGCUCGAGUCUCUGGGCAGCAUAGCCAGCCAAGAUGACAAUACCGAAAAGAAGAUUCUCGAGCCUCUAGUUUCAGUGAGGGGCUGGUCGAGGUAUGUUGGGCAGUGGAAACCCAAACCUAUAGGAAUUGUGUAG
Messenger RNA from Pseudomassariella vexata, 705 nucleotides. Its product is annotated as Las1-like-domain-containing protein. The record is from RefSeq and is a predicted model, not a curated record. The transcript has 3 exons. Gene Ontology annotation, molecular function: endonuclease activity. Gene Ontology annotation, cellular component: Las1 complex; preribosome, large subunit precursor. Lineage: Eukaryota; Fungi; Ascomycota; Sordariomycetes; Amphisphaeriales; Pseudomassariaceae. Bases 1 to 705 code for a protein of 234 amino acids. Gene Ontology annotation, biological process: maturation of 5.8S rRNA; maturation of LSU-rRNA.